Messenger RNA from Mandrillus leucophaeus (drill), 3249 nucleotides. RefSeq names its product glutamate receptor interacting protein 2 (gene GRIP2). The record is from RefSeq and is a predicted model, not a curated record. The transcript is spliced from 24 exons. The coding region runs from base 97 to 3249 and encodes 1050 amino acids. Gene Ontology annotation, biological process: neurotransmitter receptor transport, endosome to postsynaptic membrane. Gene Ontology annotation, molecular function: protein binding. NCBI's taxonomy places the organism in Eukaryota, Metazoa, Chordata, Mammalia, Primates, Cercopithecidae.
CGCAGGCAGCUCUGGAGCGGGCACAGGAGCGCCGACUCCAGGCGUGGGAGGCUGGGGCAGGCUGCACAGGGCUCUGCCAGAGGGCAGGAGGGCACAAUGCUGGCGGUGUCACUCAAGUGGCGGCUGGGCGUGGUGAGGCGGCGGCUAAAAGGUGCCGACGAUGGGCCCUACUCCAAAGGAGGCAAGGACGCAGGAGGGGCCGACGUUUCCCUGGCAUGCCGCAGACAGAGCAUUCCAGAGGAGUUCCGAGGGAUUACUGUGGUGGAGUUGAUCAAGAAGGAAGGCAGCACGCUGGGCCUGACUAUCUCAGGUGGCACCGACAAGGAUGGAAAGCCCAGGGUUUCCAACCUGAGACCUGGGGGACUUGCGGCCAGGAGUGAUCUGCUGAACGUUGGUGACUAUAUUCGGUCUGUGAAUGGGAUCCACCUGACCAGGCUCCGCCACGAUGAGAUCAUCACCCUGCUCAAGAAUGUGGGCGAGCGCGUGGUGCUGGAGGUGGAGUAUGAGCUGCCCCCGCCCGCUCCUGAGAAUAACCCAAGGAUCAUUUCAAAGACAGUGGACGUCUCCCUCUACAAGGAGGGCAAUAGCUUUGGCUUUGUCCUUAGAGGAGGUGCCCAUGAAGAUGGGCACAAGUCCCGCCCGCUUGUCCUGACCUACGUGCGGCCCGGUGGCCCUGCUGACAGGGAGGGCUCCCUGAAGGUGGGCGACAGGCUGCUCAGCGUCGAUGGAAUCCCGCUGCACGGGGCCAGCCAUGCCACCGCCCUGGCCACCCUGCGGCAGUGCAGCCAUGAGGCACUCUUUCAGGUGGAGUAUGAUGUGGCCACCCCUGACACGGUGGCUAAUGCUUCAGGACCCUUGAUGGUGGAAAUAGUCAAGACACCAGGGUCUGCCCUGGGGAUCUCGCUCACCACCACCUCCGUCCGGAACAAGUCGGUCAUCACCAUUGACCGCAUCAAGCCAGCCAGCGUGGUGGACAGGAGCGGAGCCCUGCACCCUGGAGACCACAUCCUGUCCAUCGAUGGCACCAGCACGGAACACUGCUCGCUGCUCGAGGCCACCAAGCUCCUGGCCAGCGUGUCGGAGAAGGUGCGGCUGGAGAUCCUGCCUGUGCCCCAGAGUCAGCGGCCACUGAGGCCCUCAGAGGCAGUGAAAGUGCAGAGGAGUGAGCAGCUGCACCGCUGGGACCCCUGCGUGCCCUCCUGCCACAGCCCCCGGCCCGGCCACUGCAGGAUGCCCACCUGGGCCACACCUGCUGGCCAGGACCAAAGUCGAUCCUUGUCUUCAACUCCCUUUUCCUCGCCGACCUUGAACCAUGCCUUUUCCUGCAACAACCCCAGCACCCUUCCCCGUGGAUCCCAGCCCAUGAGUCCUCGAACUACAAUGGGGCGGAGAAGGCAGCGAAGAAGGGAACACAAGAGCUCGUUGUCGCUGGCCUCCAGCACAGUGGGGCCGGGCGGGCAGAUUGUACACACAGAGACCACGGAGGUCGUGCUCUGCGGAGACCCCCUCAGCGGCUUUGGCCUCCAGCUCCAGGGCGGCAUCUUCGCCACGGAGACCCUGUCCUCCCCACCCCUCGUGUGCUUCAUCGAGCCUGACAGCCCGGCUGAGAGGUGUGGGCUGCUGCAGAUAGGGGACCGUGUCCUGUCCAUCAAUGGCAUCGCCACCGAGGACGGGACUAUGGAGGAAGCCAACCAGCUCCUUCGGGACGCCGCACUGGCCCACAAGGUCGUGCUAGAGGUGGAGUUCGAUGUGGCGGAGUCCGUCAUCCCAAGCAGUGGCACGUUCCAUGUGAAGCUGCCCAAGAAGCGCGGCGUGGAGCUGGGUAUCGUCAUCAGCUCGGCUAGCAGGAAGCGAGGGGAGCCCCUGAUCAUCUCCGACAUCAAGAAAGGCAGUGUGGCACACAGGACGGGCACCCUGGAGCCAGGCGACAAGCUGCUGGCCAUCGACAACAUCCGCCUGGACAACUGCCCCAUGGAGGACGCCGUGCAAAUCCUGCGGCAAUGCGAGGACCUGGUGAAGCUGAAGAUCCGGAAGGACGAGGACAACUCUGACGAGCUGGAGACCACGGGUGCUGUCAGCUACACAGUGGAGCUGAAGCGCUAUGGGGGCCCCCUGGGCAUCACCAUUUCGGGCACGGAGGAACCUUUUGACCCCAUUGUCAUCUCAGGCCUCACCAAGCGUGGCCUGGCUGAGAGGACUGGUGCCAUCCACGUGGGGGACCGCAUUCUGGCCAUCAACAGCGUUAGCCUCAAGGGCCGGCCGCUGAGCGAAGCCAUCCACCUCCUGCAGGUGGCUGGAGAGACCGUCACACUGAAGAUCAAGAAGCAACUAGACCGCCCCCUCCUACCCCGCAAGUCGGGCAGCCUCAGUGAGACCAGCGAUGCUGAUGAGGACCCAGCAGAGGCCCUGAAAGGAGGACUGCCAACAGCCCGCUUCUCACCGGCUGUGCCCAGUGUGGACAGUGCUGUGGAGUCUUGGGACAGCUCGGCCACAGAGGGUGGCUUUGGGGGCCCAGGGUCCUAUACACCACAGGCAGCAGCCCGGGGCGUGACCCCCCAGGAGUGGAGGCCUGGCCGGCUGAGGAGCAGCCCCCCCACCACCGAGCCCCGGAGGACGAGCUAUACCCCAACCCCAGCUGAUGAGAGCUUUCCAGAGGAGGAGGAGGAGGAGGAGGAUUGGGAGCCGCCAACGAGCCCAGCCCCUGGCCCUGCCCGAGAGGAGGGCUUCUGGCGUGUGUUUGGAGAAGCUCUCGAAGACCUGGAGUCAUGUGGUCAGUCAGAGCUGCUGAGGGAACUGGAGGCAUCCAUCAUGACAGGCACUGUGCAGAGGGCGGCCCUCGAGGGCAGGCCUGGCCACCGGCCUUGGCAGAGGGGACGGGAGGUACGAGCCUCUCCUGCAGAGAUGGAGGAGCUGCUACUGCCUACACCCUUGGAGAUGCACAAGGUGACCCUGCACAAGGACCCCAUGCGGAAUGACUUUGGUUUCAGCGUCUCAGAUGGCCUCCUGGAAAAAGGCGUCUAUGUCCACACUGUGCGCCCUGAUGGGCCAGCCCACCGUGGGGGCCUCCGGCCCUUUGACAGGGUCCUGCAGGUCAACCACGUCCGUACACGGGACUUCGACUGCUGCCUGGCGGUGCCGCUUCUAGCUGAGGCGGGCGAUGUCCUGGAGCUGGUCAUCAGCCGCAACCCGCUGGCACACAGCAGCCGGGCCCCCCGAGCGCCAGGCCCCAGCAGUCCCCGGAUGCUCUGA